Messenger RNA from Gamsiella multidivaricata, 1325 nucleotides. RefSeq lists its product as uncharacterized. Bases 274 to 1080 code for a protein of 268 amino acids. The record is from RefSeq and is a predicted model, not a curated record. NCBI's taxonomy places the organism in Eukaryota, Fungi, Mortierellomycota, Mortierellomycetes, Mortierellales, Mortierellaceae. The transcript has 2 exons.
ACCUGUUACAUAUCUAUAUAAAGGCGGAAACCACGACCUCGAGAGAUCGCGUCUUGUCUUGUUGCCUCGACAAUUUGAUCCAUACCUUCUAUCCCGCAUUCCUUCAACACGAUACCACCACACACACACCCUACACCGGGCCUUUUCUUCUCUUUCAGUUAACAGCUGCCAUUGCAGGGUAACAAUACGAUCUCGACGUUUCUCUACCCUGUCUACACCAGAGCCCUCGCUAGGGACCGUCGCACAAGCCAAAUAACACAAACACAUACUACCAUGUCCAGCAUUUGCAACCGGAUCUACGAUGAUGGCCUUGGUCUUUUGGGCCCACAGAAGAACGUCAUUCGCACAAGACGCCUCUCCGUACGAAAGCAGCAACUUUAUCGACGAGAGGACCUUACAGCCGCUGAGCUCCUUUACACAUACACGACUCAGCCCCACUCCGAAGCGCUGUGGGCCCUGUCGUCGUGUUCCUCUAGCCGGCCUAGACACAUGAAAGAGGCGGCAUGCUGUGCGCCUUCUGCUGCGGCUCCAAAAAACCGAAGAAAUGAUUUGGCUUCCACUGAGGAGUCCUGGAAUGGACAAAGCCGAUCCGCGGGCGGAUUGGUUUCCCUCACAGACUCUUCAUCUGUAUCAGCGCAGGCCCAUCUCGGCAUUGGAUCAAAGACUGACGCGUUCACAUCAUGCCAACAGCAGCACCAUGGUCCAGUACCGCUUCCUCCAGCGACUUUUCGGGCGGACUUGCCUGGCUCUCCGCUUUCGCUUUGUGAUGCACACUACGAGUCCGAAUACACUUAUCAACGCCCGAUGCGGUCGACAUAUGUUUUUGGAGGAUCACGAGCAAUGGGCACAGGGGGUCGCAGCAGUGUUAGUGCUGGCGGUCGUGGAGGUGGCGCCAGCCCAGUUCCAUCUGGUGUGCAUCCGGGUCAAGAAGGAAAUGAUGGAGGAAACGACGAUGUUGAGGGAGACGAGAGCGAAGGUGGCAGGCCAAAGCCGUCUUCGUAUACCUUCCGCAGACGAAAUGCCAUUGUCGAGGGGUCGGAGGACGCGCCCAAGGCCAACGAUUUUCCAAACUCGUCCUAAAGACAAAAAGUAUAAAGAUAGCCCUCAUUCUAUCUCUGUUCUUCCUUUCCCUUUAGUGUCCUUUGUUUCCGAGAACUCCACUGCCUCCUCUUCUCUCUUUCCUUCGUCUGCAUUCAUCUUCGCAUAUAUACCCCAUCAUAACGAGCCAUAACGAUCUCCCGGUUUCCUUUGAAAUGUCCUAUUCUGUAUGUCUGUACCGAUUCCAGGGCCAAGGGUUCUUAGAAACGCAUUUUUUUAUUACGCAU